GUAGCGUGACCUCUACUGCAGUUGAAAACACUCCGGAGCCGAGGGUGAAUCCAUUGGCCGCAGGGAUGCUGCGAGUGGUUUCUGCUUGACACAUUACUCUCAUAUAACAGCAACACAAAUCAGGCAUAUGUUCUCGGAGCCGCUUGAUUUCCGACUCGGGGAGAAUAGUGUGACAGUCGGCGUUGAGCCUGUUCCUGCACAGCAACAUCGACAUGGGUGUGAUCAGUGUGCAACUGGUGGUUACCAUGGUAAUGGCCUGCGUGAUUCAGAAAAUUAUACCUCACUACUCCUUCGCAAGAUGGCUGCUUUGCAGUGGCAGUCUGCGUUGGUACCAGCAUCCAACAGAAGAUGAGUUGAGGAGUCUUGCUGGAAAGCACCAGAAAGGAGGGAAGAACAAAAAGGACAGGAAAUACAACGGCCACAUAGACAACAAGCCAUUGACGGUUCCCAAAGACAUCGACCUCCAGCUGGAGACGAAAUGUAUUGCCGAAGUGGACACACUGGCUUUGCACUACUUCCCGGAGUUUCAGUGGCUGGUGGACUUCACAGUGGCAGCGACAGCAGUGUACCUCAUCACUGAGCUGUACUUCUGUGUGGCUGAGCCUAAUGGAGAGAUGAACAUCAGUGUGGUGUGGAGUUUGUUAGUGCUGGCCUUUGUCAUUAAGAUCCUCUUCUCCCUCACGGCUCACUACUUUAAGCUGGAGGAAGGCGGCGAGCGAUCCCUCUGCAUCACCUUUGGCUUCUUCUUCUUUGUCAAAGCAAUGGCCAUCCUCAUCGUCACUGAGAACUACCUGGAAUUUGGACUUGAGACAGGUUUUGCUAAUUUUUCUGAAAGUGCUGUUCAGUUUCUGGAGACUCAAGGCCUGCAGUCCCAGGGCCCCAUAUCCAAACUAACCUUUAAGCUGAUUCUGGCUCUUCUCUGCUCUCUGAUUGGAGCGUUCCUCACCUUCCCCGGGCUGCGAUUGGCCCAGAUGCAUCUCGAUGCCCUCACCCUAAACAUCAGCAAAGUCACACAGACGUUGCUGCAUAUCAACUUCUUGGCCCCUCUUAUAAUGGUACUCUUGUGGGUGAAGCCCAUAACCAAGGAUUAUAUAAUGAAUCCUACACUGGGGAAAGAAAGUGUGCCUUUGAUGUCAGAGAAGACGUACGACACGCUGCGCCUGUGGGCCAUUCUGCUGCUGUGUGCGCUGAGGCUGGCCAUGAUGCGCCACCACCUACAGGCCUACCUCAACCUGGCUCAGAAGGGUGUCGAGCAGAUGAAGAAAGAGGCAGGGCGCAUCAGCACAGUCGAGCUGCAGAAAAUGGUCGCUCGUGUCUUUUACUAUCUAUGUGUGAUCGCUCUGCAGUAUGUGGCGCCGCUGGUGAUGCUGCUGCAUACAACUUUGCUGCUAAAGACAUUAGGUGGACAUUCUUGGGGCAUUUACGCUGAGGAGAAUGAGGACUCUCACACGGACACAGCAGGACAAGCAGAUGCUCAGGCACCACAAACAGUGGCACAGCUCUCCGUGGCUUUGGGAGGACUAAGGACUGUUUUCACGCCUUUGCUUUUCCGAGGCCUCCUCUCCUUCCUCACCUGGUGGAUUGCUGCCUGUUUGUUCUCCACGUCUCUCUUUGGCCUCUUUUACCACCAGUACCUGAUGGCUGCAUAGCGACAGGCUAACUGGGGGCCAGUGCUAGCAGAGAGGACUGUACAGCCAAAGGCCCAGAAACUCCGUCCCUUUCUUUUCACAACCAUAUCUCUCUUACGGGCUUCCUUUAUGGACUUUCAUGUCCUUUUUUUAAAAAAAGAAAAACGUCUUUUCAGCACCACGUUCAGUCAACCACAGCAGACAAUACCAGUAAUAGUAAUAAUGAUUAAUGAUUUGAGAUAUAUGUGGGGAUGAGUGAACAGAGGAUCGUCUCCUGGACAGGGGGUGUGUAUGCUGAUUUAACAGUGCAGGACACCCAUGAAUAUGCAGAUGGAUACAUUUUUAUGGGCCUUUUUUGUGUGUUUGUUUGUUCGUUUUUAAACACACUGACAAUUUGAAGUUGUGCAUUGCUUAUUUGAGAUACUGUAUUUUUAGAGUUCUAAAUGGAUGAUAGCUGAUAUGCAAAAAAAAAAAGCGGGGUUUUUAAAUGUGAUUUUAAGUCAUUUUUCACUUUUGCCUCUGAAACCUGGCUCUGCUGUAGGGGAGGUGGACACCCCCAGUGUUAUAUAACUCUAAUAACUAACACGUGUUGUAUUACAGCAAAGCAUAGCACUGGGGCUGUGGAUAGCACCUGG
Molecule: messenger RNA, 2263 nt
Organism: Hemibagrus wyckioides
Lineage: Eukaryota; Metazoa; Chordata; Actinopteri; Siluriformes; Bagridae
Gene: tmem161b
Product: transmembrane protein 161B
Exons: 12
Coding region: 213-1649 (478 amino acids)
Source: RefSeq, a predicted model, not a curated record